Messenger RNA from Pseudogymnoascus verrucosus, 873 nucleotides. RefSeq lists its product as uncharacterized. NCBI's taxonomy places the organism in Eukaryota, Fungi, Ascomycota, Leotiomycetes, Thelebolales, Thelebolaceae. The transcript has 3 exons. The coding region runs from base 1 to 744 and encodes 247 amino acids. The record is from RefSeq and is a predicted model, not a curated record. Gene Ontology annotation, cellular component: membrane.
AUGGGUUCUGGAUCAAGAGUUAUUUCCGUGGCUUUUCGGCUUAUGCAGCUUGUCUCCGCCGCUGUUGUCGCCGGCACCCUAGGACAUUAUCUACAUAACAUCCACGAAGCAGGUGUUGGCAGUAACCGUCGAGUCGUGUAUGCGAUCGCCAUCGCAGGCAUCUCCAUAUUCUUCGCCUUGGUCUUAACGCCACCUCUAACCUACUCAUUUUAUGCCUUUCCCCUAGACUUCGCAAUCUUUGUCUGCUGGAUGGUCGCCUUCGGACUUCUUGUCAAUCUUGUUGGAAGCCGAGGCUGCAAUUCAACUUGGUUUAGGACCAACUGGGGCUGGGCUUGGGGUAGAUGGUAUCGAGUAGGUACAGCAGAACAGGUUGGACAUCCUGGAUGUAGCAGCUGGAGAGCAGCUAUCGCAUGGGCUUUUAUCGGGGGGAUCUUCUGGCUUCUUAGUUUCGUACUGGGCAUUAUCGUUUUAAGUCGAGUUCGCGGUCGAAAGCACGAAGAUUCUACGCAUAUUAAAAGACAAGAGAAGAGCCACAUGGCUAGUGGCAUGACGCCCGUAUACCCUCAUGAGACCGUCAAUCGCACGGAAGAAGUUACUCAAAAUCAAGAAAGUUUAGGUGGGCAGAGAACAUUUGUCCAACCGCAACAAGGGCUUGCUUGUAGCCAGUGCGGAACUCUAGGCAGGUUAGGGACUAGGUUCUGCAGCAACUGCUGUUUCGAGCAAACUGCAACGGAGGCUGUCUAGAUGGGAAGUGCGCAUGAGACCUCCGAACGCUUCAUCUUUCGAAGAGGAUCAUACCGUCUAGCGGUGUCUGCAUCGUACUAGGCGUUUUGACACCAGCCAAUUCUAACGUCCUUGCUUCUGUCCUCAGCG